AUGACCGAAAACCAGACAGAGGCUCAGCCCUCCAUACCCGCCAAAUCUCCCAUUGAGCGAAAGCCCGUGGGAGGCAACCCACUCAUAGAUCCCUCCGUCGAACGAACCCCGACUCUUCCUGCUCGACCUACCCAAGACGCAGACAAAAAGGAGUCCGAAGCUCCUACUUGCGACACUUGCGAAGUGCCUCAGAAGAAGUCUACCUCUACCAGGAGCAAGUCUCCGCCAUCCCCGAUCAAAAUCGAUAAAACACAACCCGAAGACUUUGAGGGCGAACUUGCGACAAACAACGAUCUUCCCUCCCCCGAGACUCUUAAGAAGAUUGAGAGAUACAUCGUUCUUGACCGACAUGGAAAAUCACACCCGUUCAAGACUCUUUACAGUGGAAGCAACGUCGCACGACGUGUGCUCAUCAUCUUUGUCAGGCACUUUUUCUGUGGUAACUGCCAGGAAUUCCUCCGAUCUCUAUCCGAAGCCGUAACCCCCGAAGCUCUACUGCGAUUGCCAGUCAGCACUUUCAUCGCCGUCAUUGGAUGUGGUGACCCUGCUCUCAUCGACAUGUAUGUCAACGAGACAGGAUGCCGCUUCCCCGUAUACACCGACCCGACGAGGUCAAUCUUCGACCGCCUCGGCAUGUCAAAAACGUUGCAAAUGGGUGCCAAGCCUGCAUACAUGCGCCGAAGCAUGGCCCACAGCAUUGUAGGCAGCAUAAUCCAGGGCGUCAAGCAGAUCCCUAGCGGAAAUGUUCUCAAGAUGGGCGACCAGCGCCAAGUAGGUGGCGAAUUCCUUUUUGAGCCGCGAGACAUCCUCACGCCUGUCACGACUCCGCGAAACGAAAAGGCGCAGCCUAUCAGCGCAUUCGAGGAGGCAGAGGAACGAGUGCCAGGAUCUGAAGAUUACGGGAAUGAAGAGAAGAGGGUGACGUGGUGUCAUCGCAUGAAGACGACGCGCGACCACGCUGAGAUCCCUGAGCUUAUCGAGGUGCUGGGACUGGACCAGACCGUCACUGCUGGACGAGAUUCGCACCGCGGUUCAGUAACUUCGGCUCGAAAGGGCAAGGGGCGUAGUAUGGCACAGGAGAUCAGGAAGCUGAGCGUCGAAAGAUCUAGGAUGUCUGACGAGACGUGA
This is a messenger RNA of Fusarium pseudograminearum CS3096, 1128 nucleotides long. RefSeq lists its product as uncharacterized. Bases 1 to 1128 code for a protein of 375 amino acids. The transcript is spliced from 2 exons. NCBI's taxonomy places the organism in Eukaryota, Fungi, Ascomycota, Sordariomycetes, Hypocreales, Nectriaceae. The record is from RefSeq and is a predicted model, not a curated record.